Messenger RNA from Pomacea canaliculata, 4974 nucleotides. RefSeq names its product E3 ubiquitin-protein ligase RNF216-like. The transcript has 19 exons. NCBI's taxonomy places the organism in Eukaryota, Metazoa, Mollusca, Gastropoda, Architaenioglossa, Ampullariidae. The coding region runs from base 263 to 4492 and encodes 1409 amino acids. The record is from RefSeq and is a predicted model, not a curated record. Gene Ontology annotation, molecular function: zinc ion binding.
CGUCAUGUGUGUUCUGUGUUUCAUAAGGGGCUUCCGUUCGCUAUUUUACAGUGCACUAGACAACAUACGUUUCGUUCAUCCAAAAUAGCUAUUUCGUUCAUACGAUGAAGAAAUAACGUACAACAGUUGCUGCAUGGGUCACACACAAUAAAAUGAGAGCUCUCCAUCCUACACUUCACAUGUCGAAAACUUUGAUAAUCUUUUAAAAAGCGAAAGGAAGAAUUUCUUGGUUGAAGGCGUUAUUGUGGACACCUAACGAAAUAUGACGGCCAGUUUGCAAGCAUUAAAAAGUGAACUUGAAAAGAGAUCUUUGGUGCUUGAUGAAGAGGGUCUAAAAGUAUGUGGUCAACUAAUGGAAGUCUUCCCAAGCUAUGCUAUGGAAAGUGUAAGCGCUGUAGUUGCCAUGCUUUCAAAGGAUUUUGCUGGAAAUUCAGAAGGGCUGAUGUCAGCUUGUGUUGAUUUUCUUUUGGACGAAGACAGCCCCUCUUUAAAAGCCUUCCUUUCUGAAACAUCACAGAACAAGGAUCCUGGAAGCAUGACACCAGACGACAAAUUUUGCAGAGAUAAAGUGUGGCGGUCAGUGGAGUUAUUGCAGAGUGGGGACACAUCAGACACAUGCAACAGCAGCAUAUCUUCAAGAUCUGGAAGCCCAAGCUUGCUGCAUCCAGAAGAAGAAGACAGUCAGAAUGCUGCUUCUUUGGUGCCUUUUCCUUCUUUUUCUGAAGCAACUUCGAGGUCAAAAGAAGACUACAACUUAUGUGACUCACUGAAUAAGACAAAAGUAAUUUUCUCAGCUGCAAGUUCUCAUGCUGUUGCUCAUCAUUGUGAGGAAGAUUCAAAUGCAGAUUCAUCAGUGGAUCUUCUGCUAUCUUCAAUAGCCAAUGAUUGCUCUACAGCUUUGCCAGAAACUAGACCAUAUCCUUUGGCAGGAGAUUAUACCUCAUCUUCCUCUUCAGCAGCAGCAUGUCACUCAUUGAAAGAUGUAGAAUCAGAUGUAGAAUCAGAUGUAGAAUCAGCUGGAAGAAAAUCAGUGUCUUCACCCUCACCCAGUCUUGACUCUGAUUCAUCUGACACCCUUCCAGACUAUGAGUUUAAUGAGGACUUUCCAUCUAGUUUCCGAAGAGUAGUGAAUUCAUCUGCAAUCAUAAUACAACCUAAAAUUGUGAAUUUGACUUCAAACAGUGCCACGGCAGAAACAUCUGCAAACAAACAACAGGAUUCCAUUUCUUCUCUAUCAUCUUUUGCUCCACAUUCAGAUAUGGGUCUACAUGUUUCAGAUGUGGGUUUAUGUGUUUCAGAUGCUGAGCGCAGUACAAAGUCUAUUCUUAAUAGCACGCACCUGAUUGGUGGCUCAAGUAGACAGUUGCCUGUUGCUCCGUCUGUUGCCAAUGCUUCUUUCUGCGAUGAAAAAGAUACAGAUAUGUUAAAUGUGCAUCCUACUUCUAGUCUCAAAAGUUUAAAGCCUGCAUCUUUCAGAAUUCCCAGUGCUUUUGUCAGAGAGACAAGCAUUUCAAGUACCAAGGUUACUGAUAAUGUUGAUGAGCAGGUACUGCCCAGCAUUGUUUCUCCUAGGCAAAGAUGUUCAAGUCAGAAACUGAAAUCCCUAGAAGAAAACCCCACAGCGGGUCUUUCUCAAGCACCCUGCGCCAUUCAUCCAUCUUUAUUUCAAAGUAAUGCACAUGAUACUGCAGGAAUUUCUCAUUCUGAGACUGAGGGAAUAGUCUAUUUGGGAAAGAGUUCACCACAGGUUCCUAACCAGUCUGUCAGCCAAAGAUCACUUUUAGACCAUCCUCCAUCCAUUUCACUGGUGGCACCAAGUGAACAGCAGCAGUCUAAGACAGUCUUAAACAUGCAUCCAAAUUCAGGCUCAGAAGUGUGCAUAGGUAAUCUGUCUGUGGCACCAGCUGGACUGCUGCAGUCUAAGACAGUACAAACACCAUCACCUUCAAAUUCUUGUUUAGUAAGUUUACUUGAUGUCUCAAACAUGCAUCCGAAUGCAAGCUCAAAAGUGAGCGUAGGUAAUCUGUCUGUGGCACCAGCUGAACUGCUGCAGUCCAAGACAGUCCAAACACCAUCACCUUCAAAUUCUCGUUUAGUAAAUUUACUUGGUGUCUCAAACAUGCAUCCAAGUGCAGACUUACAAGUGAACGUAAGUAAUCCGCCUGUGCCAAGACCAACAGCAACAGAGACGUCUGGACCAAAGGAUAACAGAUCAGAUGCAGUUCGAAAGCUGGAUGAUCUUGCUGCUAAGUACCAUGGUAAUGGAAAUCACAUGGGAGCACUAAAGACUACCGCUCAGUGUAUCUCCACAUGCAGUUUGCAAGAACCUAAGACAUUCAAGACUGACACUAGUGUUGCAAGCACCCAUCCUGUCCUAAGUUUAUUGUCUUAUCCUCCUGUGCCAGCCAACACUGUUUUGAAAAAGUUAGAUUUACCGUCCUCUUCUUCAUAUUCUGUCAACUCGUCCUUACCUAGGGUAUCUCUGUCUUUGAACCCUUCAUCCACAUUUUCCACAGUUUACACCCAACAACAACCAUUACGGCUAGUUUAUCCCCAUUCUCAUCUGACUUGUGACUUAGGUGUCAGACCACCUAUAACUUCUUGCCAUCCCUCUGAUCACAACAAAAGAAACGGAGACCUUGCAGCCAGUCACUGGACAAACUCAACUCACACAAACAGAUAUCAUUUGUUGGCAGGGAGUUCAGGAGUAACUAGUGUUCAGCUUACUGCAGUCACACAUGGUGUUACUGCUGGCAGACAGGAUCCAGUGCCCAGCACCUCAGGUUAUAGAAAGAGGUUAAAUGCUGAAGCAAUACACACCAUGGCUUCUGUAAACUCCCAGAAAGAAGAUGGGAAAUCUGAUGCCAGUAAGAGAAAGGAGUCUUCUGGCGUUGAUAGAUGGGAUUACAGGGACUAUCCUGAUAUUGUCAUUGAUGACAGUCUGAAUGACAGUCAGGGAUCUGUACAGUUUAUGGAGAAUAGCCCACAAAGGGCAAUGAACAAUCCAGCAGGCCCCCUCAAAACUGAACAGCUACCUGAACAUCGAGGACUGGAUUUUGCUGUACAGAGUGUUAUUGAGGUGUUUCCAAAUAUUGAAAUAACUUAUGUGCGGGACAUGCUGAAGCGCUUUUUGGCUGCAGGGGUCGUCUGGAACCAUGCACUCAAUAAUGUUUUAAACCAGCUUUUGGAGAACCCCAAUUUCCCUACUUGUCUAGACUCCAGCCAUUCAGUGCAGCUCACGAAGAAACCAAAGAAAGAUUAUUUUAAUGACUACAGUGCUCCAGUUAUCGUAGCUUCAUCAGCCAUCGCCACUGCAGCAUGGGAUUUAUUGUCAUGGGACUUUCGCAUGAUUGCCCGCAAUGAGAUCAAGCAGGUGAUGUCCAGGUACAACUACCAUUAUGCUCCUGUUUACAGAUGCCUUACUAAAGCCAUGGCUAGCACUAGAGAGGUAAAAAGCUCCUCCCCAGAUUCCAAAUCCAGAGUAAUCACAGUUGUGUGUCAUGAGGGAAAAGGUAAUGAAUGGAAAGCAGUUUUCUAUCUGCUAAAGAAACCUCGCAUGCUAGGUAAGCAUGUGAAAGAAUUUAUACAACAUCUUCCACCAGAGUUAAAAGCCGAGACUGAGUUUGUCCAGGACUAUCUGAAACAAGAGAAGGAGGAAUCUGACCGUCAGAUAGCUUGGCAGCUACUGGAGAAGGAGUAUUAUGAAGAAGGCCAAGCCAUUGAGUGUGGAUGCUGUUAUACACAGUACCCCUUUGAAAAGCUUGUCCAGUGCUUUGAUGGCCAUCUCUUCUGCUGUGACUGUCUGCAGGGAUAUGCGCGGGAAGCUAUCUUUGGAUCUGGAAAAUUGAAUUUGAUGUGCAUGACAGAAGGAUGUGAAACAACCUUUCCCAAGAGUCAGCUUAUAAAAGCACUACCUGAUGAUGUUAUGCAGAAAUAUGAUGAGCGUCUUGCGGAAGAGAGCCUUAAUAUGGCUGAGAUUUCAGACCUUGUCAGGUGCCCAUAUUGUAAUCUGGCUGCAGUACUUGAUGCAAAUGUGCAAAUUUUCGAGUGUCCUGGGCCCAGCUGUCAAAAGACAACAUGUCGCGAUUGUAAAGAAGAUUGGGAAGAUCACAUGGGAAAGUCAUGUGAAGAAGUGGAAAAGAAGGAUGAGACAAAACUUCGCAAAGAGUAUGAAGAGAAGAUGACAUCUCUGAAGGUGCGGACUUGCCCAAGAUGCAAAGCUCAGUUCUUUAAAGAAGAAGGAUGCAACAAAAUGAUUUGCCGUUGUGGAGCUACCAUGUGUUACCUCUGUCGCAAACCUUCAAUUACUUACAAGCACUUCUGCCAACAUCCUCGUGAUCCAGGCAAGGGCUGCACUCAAUGCACUGCUUGCUCAUUAUGGACUAACCCUGAUGAAGAUGAAAAGAAAGCUAUUGCUGAAGUGCAGAGAGAAGCACAAGUGCAGAGGAAAGAGCACGGCUAUCUGGACAACAAAGUGAUUGGUGUACCCUGAUGCCCCACCUGCCAAAAAGAGGAAAAAAUAAACGACACUUUCUGGGACAUUCAUUACAGUGUUUAUGGGGAUAUCUUCUUAAAUGAUAUUUGGCAUUUUCACUAAAAUACUAUCUAAAAUAAUGCAGCUGUCAUUAUUAUAGUUGCAUGUUUACUGACCAGAUGUAAUAGCAUGAAAGAUGUCAAAUAUUUGAAUAAAUUUUGUGUACAAACUUAAGAAGAAGCUUUUUUAAAGGGACAUGCAGCACACUUCAGUAAUGUUCUGCUGAAGAUGGCCAUGAACCAAAAAGAAAUCGAAAAAAUUUGAACUUUAUUCUGAUCACAUGCAAGAACCCCUUUCAAAGCAUUAAUGAAAUUUAUAGGAACAUCAAGUAUGCAAUGUUGAGAGUUUUGUGAGGGAAAGUAAUCUUGGAUGGAUUGUAUUCCAGUUAAUGUAAAAAAUAUGCAGAUCUUUUUAUUUUUUAAUAAACAUACAAAUGUUUA